Molecule: messenger RNA, 1983 nt
Organism: Purpureocillium lilacinum
Lineage: Eukaryota; Fungi; Ascomycota; Sordariomycetes; Hypocreales; Ophiocordycipitaceae
Source: RefSeq, a predicted model, not a curated record
AUGGAUACCCCUGCGGUUGAACCGGGAGCUGGUGGCACUGGCUACACCAGUGAGAUACCCGAAGAUGCUGAGCCAAGAAUGGUCGAACACCAUGAAGACGAUGCACCGACAGCCAGCCAUGCUCUUGCUGACGAGAGCCUCAACGACGAGUCCACCGUCCAAGGAGCCAGUCAGGUCGAACACGACGAUGUCGAAGUCCGCAACCUUGGAUGGAACGAGGAGGCGCCACGUGUGCCUCGCCCUGUAGUUGGAGGAUUGACAAACGAGCAACUCUGGACGUUGAUCCGGCGCUUUGACAAGCAGGUGUUCCACGUCAAGAGUAUCGAUACGCCGCCGCUUGCCAACCUUGACAUGAACAUAGCCGAUGAGGAAGAGUUUUCGCCAGACAAGCUACGCGCAAACCUAGAGCGGUUGUACAUCACUGUUGUGGUGCCGGUGGUCUCGUUCUGGAAGCACAUCGCCCGACUCAGGUCCUGGAAAGAGUACCAGCGGACCUCCGCAUUCCUCGCCAUAUACACAGUCGCUUGGUUGCUGGACCUGCUUAUACCGACUUUGACAGCUUUCGCUCUCGUCCUAAUACUGUAUCCGAGCUCGCGAGAGACCUGCUUCCCGCCUGCACCACCAGCCCUCAUCGACUCCAAAACCGGCGGGGUUCAGAAGCCGAAGGCGGGUGUCUUGGCGACGGAUGACACCCUCACCGGAGCACCUGAGAAACACGAAGGAGAGGCGGUCGAACAGGAGGCUCACAGCUUCGUCAAUAGCAUCGCAACGGUUGCCAUUAGCACCUCCGCAGGCAAGCAUCCACAAGGAGAUCCCCAUGAUGACAGCACCGCGCCCGAUCCAUCGCAAAUCACCGAAGGUGUAUCUAGCGCGAAAGAAAAGAGCGACGGGAAAGAGCCCAGCACGGCACAUGACAAGACCAAGAAGCCAGUCUCGCACGCUGUCUGGAACAAAGCUCGCCCGACUAUGCAUCUCAUUGCCGAUUUUGUCGAUACUUGGGAGCGAUUUGGGAAUGCCCUCAGCCCAGUCCCCCCGUUUCCCAAGUUGCGCCCUCGAUUAAUUCUAGCAAGCUGCCUUGUCCCACUUCUACUGGGCUCCUACUUUAUAACGCCGUACAUGCUCCUCAAAGGCACUGGCUUCAUCUUCGGCUUCACCUUCUUUGGCGACCCUAUCUUGACGCCACUGCUUGACUUCGCCAACCGGACAUAUCCCCGAUGGCAAAAGUACGUCGAACUGCGCAACUCGGUUCUCAAAGGGGUGCCCACAAACGCGCAGCUUGCCGUCACGCUGCUACGAAUUGGAGAGAGGAACAAAGCACCCGUGCCUCCGCCGCCCUCGUCUGAUAUGCCGCCGCCUGCUGAGACAAAUAAGGAUGCCCUCCAGGAUCUGGACCACCUCGGUGCCACAGAUGAAGAGAUUGAAGGGGCCGCCGAGCCAAGCCAUGGCCUUGAGUAUGACAAUGAGGACGACAAAACAAAGCAAAAGCCGAAAAAAUCAAGGCGCAUUCUCAAUCUGCUCAAGGGGACGACGAAGGGUGGCGUUGAGACUGUUCUUACUGCGGACAAGGCUAAAGCUGCUGCUGGAGAGAAGCACGCGCGCGACCGACUCGGCGUCGUGAAGCAGCCACGUUCCCAAGCCGUUGCCGGCCCUGUAUCAUUCCCCGCCAGAUACGAGGGUCGCAAGGGUCACGCAUAUGUAACGGCAACGGCUACGGCGCCCGCGCUGAGCUGGACGUCGGAUCUUGAGGAUGUGAACCCGGCGUGGACCGUUGCAAUUGCGGAUAUCCAGGAGCUCAAUAAGGUGGGCGGCUUGGGUUGGAAGAGCAAAAUCGUCGUUGGUUGGGCAUUGGAGAAGGAGGUUGUGGACGGACUCGUAGUGCGGACGAAGACGGGGGAUGAAUUCCAUUUGACAGCCAUCACGGUUCGAGAUGAGCUUUUCAACAGGCUCAUUGCCAUGGGAAGUCAAAUGUGGGAGCUGUGGUAG